Molecule: messenger RNA, 1032 nt
Organism: Knipowitschia caucasica
Lineage: Eukaryota; Metazoa; Chordata; Actinopteri; Gobiiformes; Gobiidae
Source: the annotation of a GenBank genome assembly
AUGACCAGUCUGUAUGACUGCAGUCUGUAUGACCGCAGUCUGUAUGACUGCAGUCUAUAUGACCGCAGUCUGUAUGACUGCAGUCUGUAUGACCGCAGUCUGUAUGACUGCGGUCAUACAGACUGCGGUCAUACAGACUGCAGUCUAUAUGACCGCAGUCUGUAUGACUGCAGUCUGUAUGACCGCAGUCUGUAUGACUGCGGUCAUACAGACUGCGGUCAUACAGACUGCAGUCUAUAUGACCGCAGUCUGUAUGACUGCAGUCUGUAUGACCGCAGUCUGUAUGACUGCAGUCUGUAUGACCGCAGUCUGUAUGACCGCAGUCUGUAUGACCGCAGUCUGUAUGACCGCAGUCUGUAUGACCGCAGUCUGUAUGACCGCAGUCUGUAUGACCGCAGUCUGUAUGACCGCAGUCUCAUCACAGAGGAGGCUGAACUCCUGAAAUUCCUGAAUUUCUCCAAAACCUUGUUUGAUCGAGUCGACACAGUUCCUGUGGAGCCUCAUCAGCCUCAGCCCACGACCCCAGCCCCUGAACCUGGCCCUACGGCUGCGGAGACCGAGACCGAGCUCCAGACCACAGACCGGGCUCCGAGAGAACCCACCACCAGGGAGGAGGAAGAGGUAGUGGACGCGAGCCCGACCGUGGACUCUGCUCGCCGCACCAGCGCUGAGACGCCCACCUCCACCCUCGGCAACAGCCUGGACCUGGACCAGAACCAGGACCAGGACUGGUUGGAGCCCGCUGUGUCUGACACAGAGCUCCACAACGAGAUUGUUCCCGCAGACCCCCGCGGAAGGAUGUACGAGCUGGAUGCACCCAAAGAAGUGACCUCCGAGAACCUGUGGGAGAGGACCGACGUGCUGGCAGCCAUCAUCGCGUGUGGCGUGGUGGGCUUCCUCUGCGCCGUCUUCCUCCUCCUCCUCCUCGCCUACCGCAUGAAGAAGAAGGACGAGGGCAGCUACGACCUCGGGGAGACCAAGCUGACCAACACGGCCUACCACAAAGCCCCCACCAAGGAGUUCUACGCGUGA